UCAACAAUAACGCAACCACACUACACCUCAGUAACAUAUAAGCUCCGCUGAUCGACGCCAGUCCGACACUUUGCCACAGACCUUCUCGCCGUCAACGCUGUAUCUUGUCUAGAAAAAAAUAAAAAUAAAAACAAAGACUCCAAAUCAUCAAAAUGGCAAUCACCAAAAUUACUAUGAUUAAAUUUUUGGAACUCGCUCUAACCAUUAUCAUUUUCGUGUUGCAUUACAACAGUUUCCCGGGUGGUGAUACCACAUCGAUCAUGAUCACUACCGGAACUUACGUCGGUUAUGUGAUUAUUUUGGCUGGAAUUUUCAUUGGACUUUUCACAGGAACACCGAUAAGCUCUCGACUGGACAUGUUCUUCGUGUUGAUUGGAGCUGCUCUCUUCAUUACAUCGGGAGUUAUGUCUUACAACUAUUACAAUGGUUUUGCAUUGAAAUCAUCAUAUGUCAAUACUGGUUUAACCAAGGCUUGGUUGUCUAUCCUCAACGGAGUUGUGUUCGUCGUCGAUGCUGCGUUCACAUACCGUGGCGAAUAAGUUAUAUUUUUAAGUAAAUAUAAUUUUAUCUUUAAGCUAAAUGUUAAAGAAAUAAUAUUUAUUUUGUUCAACGAAUGUUAUAGGUGGUAAAUCAACUGUUUCUUUUUAUACCUAUAGAAAUAUAAAUGAAAUAAUGUUGCUUCUUAUUGCGUUUAAACUUUUAACUAAAAAUGUAUAAUUUAUUUUUCUAUGUAGGUACUACAAUAAAUAAUUUAUUUUUUAUCUAUAUAAUAAUUAAGAGAGCACUCCAUAAUAUUUAAUUCAACUCAUAAUUUGUUUACUUGUUGUGACUCAUUUAAAUUUGUUUCAAUCAUUUCUCAUAGUAAUAAUAAUGAUAUAAGCACAGAUAUCAGUUACUUUUUUUAUAUUAAUUGAGUGUGUUAGUUUAUACUUUAAAUUAAUAUAAUUCAAUGGUUUCAUAACAGCAUAAAAACUGUAAAUAAUUAAAAAUGUGAUUUAGUAGCCACUUAUUAUUAUUUAUUAUGUCUGUAUAAUGUAUUUCAGCAGGAAAGUUUAAUCUUUGUAUUUUUAAGAUAAAUUAAAUUAUUUACUAUUAAGUUAAUCACAUUUUAAUUACUGUAGUUUUCUGAAGUUAGAAUUUUUUUAUUAUUUUUUUAUUUUUAUCAUUCAAUUUCUAUUGAUACGUAGAUUUACAUACAUUUUAAAAUAAUUUUAACAUUUUAUUUCGUAAAAUGUACAAAAUAUGGAAUUAAAAUAUAUUUCGAUCUGUAAAAUGUUUUGAUUUUGGUUGCAAUUUCAACCACCUUUUAUUCAUACAUAAUUAUACUUCAUUUUAAACUAUGUGGCCACCGACAUUUUUAAUAUAAUUAAUUUAUACUGUAAAAGUUAUUUCUGGGCAUUAAUAUUGCAUGUUUGUAAAUAUUAUGUUACAUAAUAUCUUAAUGCCAAUGUUACUCAAUAGGUACUAAAACUAAUUCAUACUACAAUCAAAAAAAAAAAAA
Molecule: messenger RNA, 1501 nt
Organism: Acyrthosiphon pisum (pea aphid)
Lineage: Eukaryota; Metazoa; Arthropoda; Insecta; Hemiptera; Aphididae
Exons: 4
Coding region: 153-539 (128 amino acids)
Biological process (GO): septate junction assembly
Cellular component (GO): plasma membrane
Source: RefSeq, a predicted model, not a curated record